AUGAGCUUGUUGAGGAUUGGGUCGAUGGUGGAUGAUAGGUAUGGGGUUGUGCGACUUCUCGGGAAAGGACGCUUCUCACAGACCUAUCUAGUAGUCGAUAGAUCGACGCACAAGUGUCAGAACCUCGCUUUAAAGGUGUAUUACGCAGAAUAUGCCCCAAUAGCUGCCCGGGAAUGCGAGAUCCUGGCAGUUCUCAAAGACGCCGACCCCGCCGGACACACGCGCAACAUCUUGUUCGGGGGUGUGGCCCAAGACUGUCUGGGACUGCUACUGCCAGUACUAAGCCCCUACCCACUCAGUCUACCCCAAGGCGAACCCCUCAGCCGCACACAGCGCCUGCGGACCAUCACCUUCCAGCUGUGCACAGCGCUGAUGCUACUGGGAGACAACGGUGUGAUACACGCAGAUCUCAAGCCAGAUAAUGUACUGUGUGACUUGGCGGAUCCCAGGGGCGAUGUGUCCAGUAUGGGCGUGCGGCUGUGUGAUUUCGGGAAUGCCGUGUGGGACACUGAAUCUGAUCUGGCCGAAUACUUUCAGGAUUUUGAGAUACAGAGCCUCUCUUAUAGAGCCCCUGAGGUGGUGUACGGGCUGCCGUUUAAUAAAGCCAUCGACAUGUGGUCGCUGGGCUGUCUGUUGGUGGAGCUGUACCGAGGCCACGUGCUCUUCCGGUCACGCACUCGCACCGACCUAGCCAUAGAAAUGGCGGGACUCCUCAGCCCUCCUCCCCCGUCCUACCGGGCAGGCAAGUACUACCGCUCGUACGCCAGCAAAUCCAAUCUCUUCGACACAGCGCACAAUGAUGGGACUCUGCAGGGCAAACUCAGAGACUUGAUGCCAACUGCGGACAAUGAUUUCUUGGAUUUGCUGCGGGGAUUGCUGCAGUAUGACGCCGAGCAACGGCUUAUGCCCAGAGACUGUCUGAUGCACGAGUUUCUGCAACCGGUGUGUCCGCUGGCGCUGAUUGGCAUACCGUCGCCGCCGUUUGGGAAUGGUAGUAGUGGUGGUCAUGGUAGGGAUGAUUAUAGUGAGAACCGCAGUGAUGUGAAGGUAGAUAAUAGCGAACAUAGGCAGCCAUAUAUACCUGAGGGAGGGGAGAGGAGGAUUGCGGGACGAGGGUGGGAUAACGGUACAGCAACCCCUGAGAACUGUAGAAGCCUACAUCGAGAAGAAGACGUUAAGUAUAGAUACAGACCUACGGGUCAGAGUACCCAGAGUACCCGCGACGAGCAACGGUUACCGCAAGUACAUACCGCCGCAAGUACCGAUGGUAUAAGCGUGCAGAAGAACAGCCCGGAGGCAAGUCUCGCGAACGCGUUCACUUCACAGACGCAGGCACACUCACAGUCAAAUACUCCUAAGCACAGGACGUUAGGAGCACAGGGUACAGAUGGAAAGAAAAAUGCUGAGCUGUAUUUCUUCCCAUCUGUAUCGCCCAAGAAGGGGAAGGCGACACAAGCACAGACGUCACGCCAGCAUACCCAGGCGGUGACACAGACCGUGCAACCUUCCAAUACAAAGACACUCAACAAUGAGCCACAGUGGUCUCUACAGAAUAGACCUUACAAACAGCACAACACGCGCACGGCACGGGAAAUAUAUACAAUCCAGAACACAUCUCUUAAUAUAUUACACAACAAACCACAAAACACAACACUGAAUACAUCUCAUAACAUGUCUCUUGACAAAUCACAUAAUACAUCACUCAAUACAUCGCAUAACAUGUCUCAUGACACAACACUUGAUACAUAUCAGAAAAUAGCUCAUAGAUCAUCCCAUCACACAUCGCCUGUACAACAGAAUGCGGCCUCGUCCCGUUCGGAGAAACGGCCGUCCAGCGGUGGCCGCCUUAGCCAAGCCUUUACGAGCGAUCAUGGGCAAGAGAAAACGGGAGAGACUGCAACUGAAUCUCUACAAGCAAAAACACAUAUAGAACGUAAAGGGGCUGGGAUACAGACUAGCGCAGCUUCUACGUCGCACUCAUAUAGUACUCAAAGCGGAUAUAGAGGGAAGGGUGGGCGGGCGACACGCAGUGCAACUGUUGCACUCGAGGGCGAGGGUUCGCAGACAGUGGCACCUAAACGCAGUAGGCUUGGUACAAAGAAUGGCAAGACAAGUUGACAUUUACGAAGGUUGCCGUUGGAAUACUCUCCGCUGUGGAGGUGUGUAGCACAUCUCUCACGCAUUGUAGUUCAAGUGCACUCGCCACUGGCUG
Sphaeroforma arctica JP610 is the source of this 2212-nucleotide messenger RNA. RefSeq names its product CMGC/DYRK protein kinase. The coding region runs from base 1 to 2118 and encodes 705 amino acids. Gene Ontology annotation, molecular function: ATP binding; protein serine/threonine kinase activity. Gene Ontology annotation, biological process: peptidyl-threonine phosphorylation; peptidyl-serine phosphorylation. NCBI's taxonomy places the organism in Eukaryota, Ichthyosporea, Ichthyophonida. The transcript has 3 exons. The record is from RefSeq and is a predicted model, not a curated record.